Messenger RNA from Haliotis rufescens (red abalone), 3549 nucleotides. Its product is annotated as baculoviral IAP repeat-containing protein 2-like. The record is from RefSeq and is a predicted model, not a curated record. Lineage: Eukaryota; Metazoa; Mollusca; Gastropoda; Lepetellida; Haliotidae. The transcript has 2 exons. Bases 2431 to 3363 code for a protein of 310 amino acids. Gene Ontology annotation, biological process: regulation of cell cycle; negative regulation of apoptotic process. Gene Ontology annotation, molecular function: cysteine-type endopeptidase inhibitor activity involved in apoptotic process. Gene Ontology annotation, cellular component: spindle microtubule; nucleus; cytoplasm.
CUAAAUGUUCAGUUUACAACCUAAUUCUUUCAGCGAUUUUUCUAUUGCCUUUUUUCUUAAGCAUCACCUUUGACCAACUACUUGAAUUGUCUUUGAUCGAUAACCUGAAUGACCUUUGUCCGAUUUCAAGAACGACCAUUGACCGAUGCCUUUGAUCGACUAUAUGCACGUCCUUAGCCGAUUAUCUGAUUUCUGUCAAUACUUUUCAGUGAUCCAUUAACAUUCAUCGCUAUUUUGUCUUUCACGUCCAAUGGAAUCUGUUUCAGCGAAUACUCAAGAUUGUUUAUGCUCUGGCGCGAACGUUUUAUAUCAUAUCUAGCUACAUAUGGAUCUACAACAAGAAAAAAUACCUCUGUCUGACCACCUGAAUGGUGUCAUUACCCUCAGAGCCCCAUUUUCUGAUGUUCAUUUAUAAUGCCAAAGUAAAGAAUCUCUAAUUAAUGUAUAAAACACUUUUAAUGUUUACAUGUAGCCAUACCCAUAAUAAAUAUGGUGUCAAUGGUAUCCCAAUAUAGCACCAGGUUGACCAUUAAGAUUCGACGACAUAGUUCCUGAUUAAUUACAUCUAAUACUACAAUAUGCGUCUCCCUUCUUUGUGUAUAAUACUCUCCACAGGUAAAAUCGAUGUUGGACAAACAUCACCCACUCGUCCCCUUCGAACUAUACCAUUCUCCAAAUCACAUUCUUUCAAUUUCGCAAACAGCCUCUGAAGGAAUUAGUCACAUUCUACAUAACACUGUAUCCAACAUAAUCUGCCGUACCAUUCCAGCAAUACCAUUCCAGUAAUACCAUUCUAAAAGUCACUUUCUCUUUCACUUUCACAUGUUCAGUGGAGGGAGUUAUAUUGAUGCAUGCACCUGUAAUCUAAGUUUCUAGAGCAGAUUAUUGAACAAGUAGCAGUUUGUGUCAGUGUAUCUAUAUUUUAUAUUGAACAUAUUUAUGGAUAGUUUACUGAUAAGAUAUUGCCAUUUGAAUUUCUUUAAUAUUUAAUAGUCACCACAACUUCAGCAAUAAACCCCCAGUGACCUGCUUUGUUGGACAGUGCUAAUUAUCGGCUAGAUGUAAAUAACGUCGUUAAAUCAUUAUCUGAUCCUGACUAAUGAGGGUUUUUUUUAAAAGAAUGGAACCAAAUUAAUUUCCUUACCAGAACUUACAAUAAUGAAAGUCCUCACAAAAUGUCACGACUAAAAUAUGCCAUCUACGCUUCUUUUCCAUUAUGGAUCUUAGUAUUGCAGGUUUAGUUUGAACACGAAAUAUCUCCUUUUCUAAAUGGCACCUAAUUUGUACAUAUAUUGUUCGUGUUGUUGAGUACACGGCAGCUGAAAAUAGAACACAUUUGGGAUACAAAUUUCAAAAUCGUUUAUCACCACAAAGAACAUCAGAGGCACAGGUGUGACUUUUAGUAUUUGAAAGGUGAUUCUGUUUUCAUUCAGGACAAUUUGAAGGUAAUGCCUUCUUGCGUGGUCUUUUUUAUUUUCGUUCUUCAUUCAUUCAUUUUUUCUUCAUUUCUGCAAGUUUCUGAACAAUCAUGUGGUUAUUAUCCAUGUCAUUAUUUACACUAACUUUAAACACGCCAGGCAGAGGGGAACAGUUGUCUGACACUACACACUAAAACAAGAUGGACAACGAAAGGGGGUAUCUGAUGAUAAAUUGAGGAAAGUGCGAAUGAUUGAAUAAUGUUAAACAAUAGUAUUACUGGUGUUGGUUUGUAUCGGCAAUGUUGGAAAAUACAGCACGUCUAUAUUCAAUGACGAAAUGAAGUGGAUUCCGUCAUUCAAGUCACCAUGCUCGCAUCAAUGCUGUAUAUUAUCCAUCUGUCUAUCAACAUAACCUAAUGCUUUGCACUCAUAAAACUGACUAGCCGGUGUGGAUAUUAACAUGGCGAUAUGCCGUCAUACAGCUGGAAUAUUGCUGAGUGCGGCGUUAAACAGCCAACCAACCAACCAACAUAGCGAUAUAAGUUAAAUACAUUUACCGAUAACGGUUGAUUAUCAGAUCCUAUUUGUUUCCUAGGUGAUGUCCUCGUCUAUUGUAACAGCGAUAAACGUUCCAAAACAAAAUGCACCUUAAAUAUUCCCUGGGGAAUUCCCUCAUGAAUAUGCAGCAUGGUGUCAGAGAGCUACGGGAAAGCCAGGAGGGGAUUUUCUGCUUGAUCCAUAUACGAGCUUGCUGUGUAUAUAGAUAUUUAGGGUGACUUCAGUGUCGUGCAGGGAUGUGUAUGUAUGCAGUGCUACAGAUCACCAUCACAUCUAGUGUAUAUCUGCAGUCGGGUACAUACGUCUUGUGGUCGAUAUGAGCGUCCGAAUGUUGGGUUUGUCUGUAACAUUUUGAAUUAUCCCAGAACCUGGAUUUGCGGUUUCAUUUUCAAGAAUUUUCAAAAGACUUUAAUUUGAAUAAAAGUGCAAGAUUUGAUUUCGUGUUCGAGACGUUAUGAUGUCUUACUUCAGCAGUAGAUGUGUGGAUGGUUGCACAGACGUUGAUGAAGGGGACACAGCAUCGGAGAUGGCCACGGCAGAGAUGAUGAGACACGAAGCAAGGCGGCUCAUGACGUACACAAAAUGGCCGUCUUCAUCCCCACAGGAUACUGCAAGGUUAGCUGAAGCUGGUUUCUUCUACACCGGAAGUAGCGACCGGGUGAAGUGUGCCUUCUGUCUCGGAGUGCUGAAGACGUGGAAUCUGGAAGAUAUCCCCCUCACAGAACACCGGAGUCACUUCCCUUACUGUAGGUUCCUCCAGGGUAAGGAUGUUGGGAAUAUUCCGUUGAGGCAAACAGGCACUGAAGAGGUGACAGAAACAACAUAUCAACCAAACGGGAACACUUAUGCUUUUGUUCCACAGUCUGCUUCAGAUCCGCAGUGCGGACUCCUAGGUAAUAUAUUACCUGUUUCACACACACCUGCAGAAGCAUCCCUUGCAGGAACGUCAGCCUUACCUUCUAAACAAAUGCAAGUUAUUGCCUCAGAGUCUGUUCAAAACAUGCUGCAACACAACACUGUGGAGACCGGUUGUACCCUCCCACACAUCCAGAACCAAGCUCCUUCUGAAGCUCCACCUCCCCCUGUUGUUCCUGACUUCACUCGUGAAGUCCAUCGUCUAGCAACGUUUUCCCGGUGGCCAGAAGAAUCCACGGUGUUACCGGAGGAUCUUGCACGUGCAGGAUUUUAUCACGUGCCCCAGGAAGCCAAGCCCGACCGUGUGAGGUGCGGGUACUGUGGGGGUAAGGUGUACGGGUGGCAAGCCGGAGAUGACCCGUGGAUGGAGCACGCCCGAUGCUUCCCAACUUGCCCAUACAUGAGACUGUGUCUCGGAGAAGAGAUGCUUCAGGACAUGACAGCAUACAUGAUGGAACCAGGCAGUUGCUGAGUCGGAUUACAGCCUAUAAGAGAUCCUGGUUCAACACCCAGCAUCAUUACAGCCGGAUGUGGACACGAGUGCCUGACCUGGCUGUAAUUAGUCGGGAUAACAGAUUUGCGUCGUAGAUGUCGUCCAUGUCAAACAGCGUCGUAUUUGUCGUCCACGUUAGCCAUGAUGGUGUUACUAAAGCUAGUU